Hibiscus syriacus is the source of this 1437-nucleotide messenger RNA. Its product is annotated as lipase-like. The coding region runs from base 6 to 1385 and encodes 459 amino acids. The transcript has 8 exons. The record is from RefSeq and is a predicted model, not a curated record. Lineage: Eukaryota; Viridiplantae; Streptophyta; Magnoliopsida; Malvales; Malvaceae.
AGAAGAUGAUAAGAUGGUGGCUUUAUGCUUUGCAAUUAGUCGAGCUGAUUGUUAGUGCAUUGGUGCAUAUGCUAUAUGGGUUUUAUAUAUUUAGCACGGCAGUCGCCGGAGACCUUUCUCAGAAUUUAAGUGAACAAUUUUUCAAGGGAAAUCUAGAGGUUAAAAGAGAAGAUCCCAGUGGAACCAAUGUUGAUGAUCUGCCUCCUAUUGUAUUGGUUCAUGGCAUUUUUGGAUUUGGCAAAGGAAGAUUAGGAAGUUUUUCAUACUUUGCUGGGGCAGAGAAGAAAGAUGAGAGGGUUCUCGUGCCUGAUUUGGGAUCUCUCACCAGCGUAUACGAUCGGGCACGUGAGUUGUUCUAUUAUUUAAAAGGAGGGCAAGUUGAUUAUGGCGAAGAACACAGCAAAGCUUAUGGCCACUCGCAGUUUGGACGAAUUUAUGAACAAGGGCAUUAUCCAGAAUGGGAUGAAGAUCACCCUAUUCACUUCGUUGGCCAUUCGGCCGGUGCUCAGGUUGUUCGUGUCUUGCAACAGAUGCUUGCCGAUAAGGAAUUCGAAGGGUAUGAGUAUACUUCUGAGCACUGGGUUUUAAGCAUAACAUCCUUAUCCGGGGCUUUCAAUGGCACCACCAGAACUUAUUUCGACGGCAUGCAGCCAGGCGAUGGGAAAACGAUGAAACCUGUAAGUCUGCUUCAGCUAUGUCGAAUAGGAGUUACAGUUUAUGACCGGUUAGAUAUCCCCUGGCUAAAGGCUUACUAUAGUUUCGGGUUCGAUCAUUUCAACAUGUCAAGGAAAAAACUUGGUCUUUGGGGUCUUGUUGAUUGCCUCUCGGGCAAUGCAGGACCUUUCACCACCGGAGAUUGGAUCCUUCCCGAUCUCACGCUUCAAGGAUCAAUGGAAAUGAAUUUCCGUCUUCAAACGUUCCCCAACACAUUCUAUUUCAGCUACGCCACCAAAUGUACACGGAAGAUCCUCGGCGUCACCGUCCCUUCCGGCAUUCUCGGUAUACACCCGAUGCCCUUUAUACGAGUACUACAGAUGAGCCAAUGGCGCCAUCCUCUUGAUGUUCCUCCCCCUUACAAAGGCUACAGGGACGAGGAUUGGCAGGACAACGACGGAGCUUUGAACACGAUAUCGAUGACUCACCCUCGUCUCCCGAUCGAACACCCGAGCCGUUUGGUUGUCAAUGAUUCCGAUUGCCUACCUCUACAGCCAGGCAUAUGGUAUUACAAAAUUAUUGAACAGGCAGAUCACAUAUUGUUCAUAGUGAAUAGGGAAAGAGCAGGAGUUCAAUUUGAUCUGAUAUAUGACACCAUAUUUCAGCGUUGCAGAAAGCAUGUUUUUAGAAAGACUCCACCAACUUUACCAAACCAACCUCUCCCUAACUAAUUAAAAAUGAUAAUAAUAGUCUCUAGCACACACCCCUCUUCUGUUGUUCUCA